UACUGUUGAAACUGGACUUGAGAACAUCCGAUAUCUGUGGUGAGGCGGGGUGAUUGAAAUGAGUCUGGACGCGGAUUCAUUCCUAACGUAACAUUCCCGAUUCACGCAGAGGUGCACUACCCUUUGCGGCUAAAAGCCACCCAUCGAUGGAUGUAGAAGAGGAUAGUGCACAACACACAGGAUAUCUCUCGGAGGCAGCCGACGGAUCAGACGAACAAAUAAAGAGUCACAGAGCAUCUCAAGACGUUGCGAGUGCGGCUGCCACGCCGGAUACUAGUGGGGACAACCUCAAGGUCUCAAAUGUCGCUGGAGCCUCUAAUGGGCGGACCAUACGUAGCGGUGGUGUCCGGCCCUACGUCAGCCUGAGCAGUGAUGGUCAGGCUUUUUCAUCCUCUUCGACAGGACCCUUCUUCGAUACACGCAGACCUUCCAUGGACGCUUUUCGACGACGCUCUCUCUCCCCGUCUGGAGCGCCUGGCCUGUCCGGACCAGCAGCUGUUGAGGCAGCAGCGCACCAGUACCCUCUCCUUCGAAGAGGGGGAGCGCCAGGCGCGGGUCGCUUUCGAAGAGGCAGCACGCUGGGGCAAGAUGUGACGCCUGAGCUCAUGCCGCCGUCAGAGGGUUAUGAAGCGUCAGAUAUGCUAAAGGACCCGCCGGAGCCGUCAGCAAAAAUGCUAGACUCGCCAUUACAUCUGGGUAAUCCAUUACCUGAUAUCGAUCGGUAUCCAGCAACAGACGCUUCUACAGCGCGCUAUCAAGCAUCUGAUUUUGCGCCGCUAUCGUCCGUCUCGCGCAACCGAGCGCGCUCAACAUCCAAUUCAGGUUUCCGGAUAUCACCGUAUGCAGUCGCCAGUCGCUCGAGUCCAAGUCCCAAGAGCAAACGGCUGCCCAGCAACCCAUGGAACAGUGGCACGGUCGGAGGUCCAAUGUCAGACCUGAGGCGGAAAAGCGGGGAGCGUGAGCGUGAAGCGGUUCCUUUGGCCUGUAACGAAAGCUCAAAUGGGGCAUUGGGCUUGCUGCCGCCACGAAGGCGAAGUCCCCAGAGCAUAGAUCGCACGGAAGACGGCGAUGGCUCUGGCAACAACGGCUCAUCAUCAGAAGGAAUUGCUAACACCCCUCCCUUUGGUGGGCAUUACGGGGCCAGGAGCCUUGGACUACGCAGAGGUAUUGCAAGGAGGGGUGGUGCUAUGACUCCGCGGGACAAAUCCAUGCUGCGCAUUGCUGCAACUCUCCAGGAUGAGAGCCAUCCCUUUGCAGGCGAGGUUGCUUCCGAGGCUCGUCUCUCACGAGAACGCCGCCUUGCCAGCUCGUCGAACGACCAUCCAUUCUCUUCUGGCGGUCGGGUGCUCGGCUUUAUCAUUCCCCCAUCCGCAAGAUCACGCCAUCGCUCCCCAUUCGUGGGCACAGGGCCAAUCAAGGCAGGCGGGAAAAAGGCAUGGGAAGAGCAAGACGACCAGCCUGAUCUUCUGGACGACGUCGCUUUCGGCGUCGAUUCUGGAGAGCUCAGCAGCGACGACGAAAAUAUGCCCUCGACGGCGCCGAGCUUUGGUCCAGUGAACGAAGCUGAGAUGGAGGUCGAGUCCUCAGCGGGUGUCAAUGCAGACGCGAAUGCGGCACCGGUGCUACGUGGGCAUAGACGCAAUGACUCUAAAUGGACUGACUUUCGGGAGACUCGACAUCCUUCAAUAUCGACCGGAACCGCCCUCGCUUACAGGGACUCUCGCCUGAGUGCAAGCCCGAGUGCUGAACGAUCUCUGAUGUGGUCCAAGACACCGGCCUUUGGGCCGGCUUCUUACGGAGGCAGUGAUAUGAUGGACACGGUCGUGCCAGAGGAGCUACCUCCAGCUGUCUUGUCAGCACCUUGGCACUUUGGGGGUAACAACGGUGGACGGAUACCAAAACGCAAGGCGAACGACGAUCGCUAUGAGCCUUACGCCGCGAGCGCGCAAAAGCGCCGUGCUGUCAGCCCUAUGCAUCAAUUGAGCUUGUCUAUCUCUCAAGGCAGCUCAAUUGGAGGGCCUGUGCCGCAUGCAAUCACGUCUCCAAGCAACAGUCAUUUCCCCGUCACUGGCGGUAGUGGCUCCGCUGGAUGUUACUUCACUGGCUCGCACUCGAACCACACCCAAGCUGGCCACCAUUCGCGCAACGCAUCCAGGGUAUCCCUGGUCGGCUCGAGACCCGGCUCGAGACAAUCUUCACCAGCUCUUACGAAUGCAUCCACGCUUGGCUCGUCAGUCACAACUCAGGCACGGCCAUCCACACCGACCACAAUGAUGCCCCCAGUAGCGUCCUCGCCCUCACUUGGACCUGGGGUUGCAUCCAUGGCGCCCACGCUCUCUGGUGGGGGAACUCCAAAAAUGGCCACCACGUCCGGCGCCGGGUCCGGACCAGGAUACGGCAGCGGUGCCCUCGGCCUGAGCUUGGGCUUGAAUCACUCUCUCUACUUGUCGCCAGGCACCAGUGCUGGCGGCCAAGGAGUGCUCCCCCGUGGACUUGGCGUUGGGCCUGCAUGGACCCGAAGAGACAGGGAUGAGGAGAUGCAGGAAGAUGCAGUGGAAGAAGGCCUGAGCAUGAUCGAAUUGCAAUGACGAUAAUGGACCCUAUUGGCAUUUACACCAACACGUUGUAUUCUACGUAUGUGCGAAAUCAAAGCACCGAGUAACGACCAGG
This is a messenger RNA of Tilletiaria anomala UBC 951, 2670 nucleotides long. RefSeq lists its product as uncharacterized. Lineage: Eukaryota; Fungi; Basidiomycota; Exobasidiomycetes; Georgefischeriales; Tilletiariaceae. The transcript has 2 exons. The coding region runs from base 147 to 2588 and encodes 813 amino acids. The record is from RefSeq and is a predicted model, not a curated record.